This is a messenger RNA of Phycodurus eques (leafy seadragon), 4717 nucleotides long. RefSeq names its product 3-ketodihydrosphingosine reductase (gene kdsr). The record is from RefSeq and is a predicted model, not a curated record. NCBI's taxonomy places the organism in Eukaryota, Metazoa, Chordata, Actinopteri, Syngnathiformes, Syngnathidae. Gene Ontology annotation, biological process: sphingolipid biosynthetic process. Gene Ontology annotation, cellular component: endoplasmic reticulum membrane. The transcript has 10 exons. Gene Ontology annotation, molecular function: 3-dehydrosphinganine reductase activity. The coding region runs from base 154 to 1236 and encodes 360 amino acids.
UUUGUUUUGGUUAAUACGGACUACGCUUUGUCACGCCGAGCGAAGGUCCACCUCGGGAUUUCAACCUGCCCGUUACCUCUGAAUUCUGCGUUGUCGAACUCAGAAGCUGGCCAGCUAGUUAGCAAAGAAGCUAACCAUUGCCAGUCAUUCCCCAUGUCCUCGGAAGAAGAAGGCUUGAGCUCAACGAUUACGGGUUGGCUUUUUGUCCAUUCCUGGUGGCUGCUCGUGCCGUUCGUCAUGCUGCUGGUCGUCGCUGCCUUCAUCGUGGCCUUCGUGCUGCUUCUGUACAUGAUAUCGCCGCUUAUUAGCCCCAAACCCCUCAAGCUGAACGGGGCCCACGUCGUGGUGACCGGAGGCUCCAGUGGAAUUGGUAAAUGCAUAGCGAUGGAGUGCUACAGACAAGGAGCUUUCAUUACGCUGGUGGCACGAGAUGAGGCAAAGUUGAUUCAAGCCAAAAAAGAGGUGGAGAAAUUUGCCAUCAAUGACAAACAGGUGGUGCUCUGCAUAUCAGUGGAUGUUUCCAGUGAUUACAGUCAGGUGGAAAGUGUUAUAAAACAGGCUCAGGAAAAGUUGGGGCCUGUCGAUAUGCUUGUAAACUGUGCCGGAACAUCAUUUUCAGGAAAGUUUGAGGAAGUGGAGGUAGACCGUUUUAAGAGGCUAAUGGAGGUGAACUACCUGGGCAGCGUUUAUCCAACACGUGCCGUCAUAACCACCAUGAAGGAGCGAAGAAUGGGCCGCAUCAUGUUCGUGUCCUCCCAGGCGGGCCAGAUCGGCCUUUUUGGAUACACGGCUUACUCCCCGUCCAAGUUUGCCCUCCGCGGUUUGGCCGAGUCGCUGCAGAUGGAGAUGAAACCGUACAAUAUCUAUGUGACGCUGGCCUUCCCACCAGACACAGACACGCCAGGGCUGGUUGAGGAAAACAAGAUGAAGCCUCUGGAAACCAGAUUAAUCUCUGAAACCUCCGGAGUUUGUCAACCAGACCAAGUGGCCAAGAUUGUUGUCCGAGACGCCGUGCAGGGAAACUUCAACAGCUCCGUGGGUCCAGACGGCUACAUGCUGUCAGCCCUCACCUGUGGGAUGUCUCCUGUCACCUCCAUUACAGAGGGUCUCCAGCAGAUUGUUACCAUGGGUCUGUUCCGUACCAUCGCCCUCUUCUACCUGGGAAGUUUUGACAGUAUCGUGCGCCGCUGCAUGAUUCAGCGGGAGCAGUCCAAGGCGUCCGACAAGCGAGAGUAAACGCCGCUGUUCCCUCGUCCGAAAAGGCCCACAAGCAGCGAGGUGAACGGACUAUUGUUUACUCUUCGCAGCGCCGCUACUCGUGCCCCCUCCCCCCUCACCACCCGCAGUGACAUUUCACUUUUAACGUGCACAUGCUUCUCGUCACGGGAGCAGCCUUACUUUAGCAGGUGUAUUUUGCUGUUGUAAUAAUGGUACUAAGCGAUAGUACACAUUAGCGUACCUCCCCGCCUCUUCUUGCGCAGGAAAAACAAUAUCCUGCUGGACCGGUUGUGCCAAAUAUGGCCUGAAAUUCCCUCCCACGGGGGCUCAAGUGAAAAGAAGACUGAUAUGUCACUUUUUUUCCCUCGCGUUGCAUGCUUCUUUUAACGUAGGGCCACCAUGUUGUAAAUGUAUUGUUUCACCCAAUAAGAAGCAUUCUCAACCUUUUCCUACCGUUAAGUCUUUGCAGGCAAAGACUACUCGGACCACUCAGUCAGAAACCUGGCUUGUGUGUGUAUGUGUUUUUGAGUAAUACAAAUGUAAUUUCAGUUAGAAAGGAAUGGUGGUUUUCAACCACAUUUCCGCCAAGCACUAGAGUUCAGUUUGUCACAGUAUGACUGGCACGAUGACAGAUCCCGGUUAUCAUCCUUGCUUGUGUUUCUGCUGUGGGCUACGAAGGCCGCAUGGCCAUACACUGUAAGCGUGACAUCACAGCCGUGGCACCUGCCCGUAAGGAGCAUAACACAGUAAAGCAAAUGCAAAAAUGGAGGACAUCAUUUUAUGCUUCUUUCUUCUUGACUUGUUUAUUAUUGUUUGUAUUGAUAUGGACUGAAUUUACACUGCGUGGUUCAAGUAACACAAUUCUGAUGUUUUGCUGUCAAGUUUCACAGUUGGGAUAUGUGUCAUGGUAGCGUAAAUAGAAAAAAAAAAUCUUCACGUCAGUAUCAGGCCUCUUCCAAAUAAGGACAAAAAUCCAAUGCACAUCGACUAUCUGCCAAGUCGACUGCAGCAUGAACGCACAGAUCGCUUGAUGGUUCGUCUGCACGUGUGGGUUGUUCCGUCGGUGGAAAACAGCCAUAUGGGAUGUGUCACUUAAAUGUCAUAAAAUCAGAUAUAGGCAUCAAAUUGGAAUUGGACACUUGGACCAAUCAAUAGACUGCCGUGAGACUCGAUCACAAGGGUGCAAAAAAGAGGUUAUGUUUUUUUUUUGGGGGGGGCUCAUCACAGCAAAUGCAAAAAUCAAAUGCCGUAUCAGACUGAACCGAUUUAUAUUGCUUGGUGGAAAGUGGACAAUUAAAAUCUCGUGUGCAUGCAUGCUUCUGCGAUGUGACUGAGCCAACGUUCAUAGAAAAAAAUAAAUAAGCCAUCGGACGUUUACCAUUUCCGGAUCAUCCCACAUUUCAGCAGGUACUUUUAUUUCAAGCCAUGGUGAAUGUGACAGUUCACCUUUCUAAUAUAAUACACUUUUUUCUGUUGUUCUUUGAGCGUGCAUAGCUUCCGUGCAAUUUGUAUGUGUCAGUGCACAUAUUAUGCCACACGGUCUGCGUUGGCGCUGACCUAAAUCAGGGCAGAGCGAAACUCGCUGGUUCGAAUAAUGCCUGUGUAGGUCGAGUGAGGGCGCUAGAGAUUUGUUUUAAAUGCAGACGGUGUCGCUACUUUAGAUGUCCUGCCAAGCACGGGCAGGACUCCCCAAACAGAAAUUUAAUAUACUGAAUUCCUUUCAAAAUGGUGGUCUUGUAAGUCUUCCUUUGGUCCAGAAUGUAGUUUCAUACAAGUCUGAGCAUAGGAAUAUUCUUUAUGCACGCUGAUAGUUGAAUGCCAAAAUGUGUCGAGACAAUUCCUGUUGAGAUGUCUUUUGCGGUCGUGAGCGGCGACCUGUUCUAACCAAGCCUUAAGAUGCGACUACUGAUCGAGCGACCACAGCGAAGCCCGUCCACUCUGACACGCGGGUGUGUAGUUUACCAAUGAUAUCAGCUUUUCAGUGUAAAUUGUCAACUUUCUUUGCUUUUGUAUUGUCUCUGUGUGUGGGUUGUGUCAGUGAAGAAAAGACGCCUUACAGAAAUCCAAAAAAUGAAAGUGAGAAGACAUGACUCGUGUUUGAUGACGUUCUCGUUUAAUUUUUGAUUUAAAGGCGCCCCGAGCUUCCCUUGUCGCUUUCGAUCGUCCUCCCAUUUUGUUGAAGUAGCAGCACAAACUGGUACAAACUGGUAAAUUUGAAUUUUGUGGAAAAGUUUUUUUUUUUUUUUUCUCUCAGUAGUUAAAAAAAAAAAAAAAAAAAAAAAAAAAAAAGUUUACACACCCCUGUUAAAAUGCUAGGCUUUUCCUGGUAAAUCAUUGCAGAACUGUUACCUGUGCAGCUCAAUUAAAAAAAAAAAACAAAUUAAGAGUGAAAGUAAAAAUGAACAUUAUAGUGGGGUACACCCUUGACUGUUAACUGAGAAUGUGGUUGCACAAGUGUGCACACCCUCUUAUAACUAUGGAAGUGGCUCUGUUAAAAAUUAACCAAAUCACAUUCAAACUCAAAUUUCAAAUGUUCUGGUAGACUUUUCGUGACAUUUUUGUAGUCACUUUUUUCGAGCAGAAGCCAUGGUUCACAGAGUGCUUCCUCGGCAUCAAUUGGGAGCAGGGUACAAAAGAAUUUCCAAGGUAUUAAGUGUACCGUGGAACAGUCAUCAUCAAGUAGAGUGAUGUGGCAAAACAGUGAUGACCAAGACCUGGAUGUCGAUCCAAAAUUGAUGAAAAAUGAUUAGGGAGACUGCCAAGAUUCAAGGAGCUGCAAGAAUUUACACAAUAGUUUAUAUUUACUUCCCCUCUCAAAAAGAUGUCCGAGGAGUGUGUGUUCUUUUUUUUUUUUUUAAAUCUUGCUCUAAUAUAUCAAAAACCUGGCAUUUGGAGAGGGAUGUGUACACGUUCUAUAUCCACUGUAGAGUCAUUAACAACAUUUUCAGAAGCCAGAUUCCUCGUGAAUCGAUAUAUCCGGUGUGAGUUUCACAUUUGGAAUUGCAAAACUAUAGUAAAUUAACUUUCCCCUGAUAUUUUUAAUUCAUUGAAAUGCACUUGUAGUGACUCCAACAUGUAGCCUGUUGUUUUAACGCUGAUAAGCUAUGCAAAGAAAAGCCUUCGCUUUCAAUGUCUUUGAGCAUUUACAUUCAGGAUCGGAGUCUUAGAACAGGCAGGCUCGUCGCCACUUGUCAUUUAAUAAUCAACAAACACAUUUUAUGUUCAGUCUGUCUUUUAUCUUCCUCCCCUUUCACCUCGUGUGCCAUGGAACACAACCUGUCAGAAGUAGAACUGUUUUAUGUAUUUCUGAGAGUUGAACUGAAUAAAUUCAUAUUAGGAAAGCUCAGCUGCCCAUGUUGAUUUAUUUUGUUUUUAUUUUAAAUUAAUAUUCUGGUCCCGAGGGCAUAGAACAUCCUCUGUUUUUGUGUCUUUGAAAUCUUUGUGGAGACUGAAAAUAAAGUGUAGCCUAGAGAAUACAGUUCUGUACCGCUUUCUUGUA